Cladocopium goreaui is the source of this 3124-nucleotide messenger RNA. The record is from the annotation of a GenBank genome assembly. Lineage: Eukaryota; Dinophyceae; Suessiales; Symbiodiniaceae.
GAACCUUUUGAUGCUCGAGAUUCCCUCUCUAGCCGGCUUCCUUGUGCAGGGCCUCCGCGCUAACCUUUGGGGCUUGGCGUACUGUUCCGGCUCCUCGGUCUCUCUUAGCCUGUCCUGUUUCUUGUUGGGCUUUCUUGCUGGUGUUGGAUUUUGUGCCUGGCUGUGUUUUCGGUUUGGCUUGAUCCCGUCACUUGCCUCCACACAUCCUACUCCACCAACUGGCCCUGUUGCUUCCUCUGCCCAUCCUCGUACGGCCCUUCUUGGCUACUUGCAUGCCCAGGGACCACGGCGACGUUCUGAGAUUGCCGGCCUUCGGGUUUCCGUUGCUGGUCCUUCUGAUUUGGUUGGUGGCUUUGUGCAAUACAUCUCUGCCUUCCGUGGUCUUCGACCCAGGUCACCUGAUCCUUCUGUGGGCUCUUUCGAGGUGGUUGGUUCUGACACUCCUGCUCAGCCUUCCUCUGGCUCCGCUGGACUUGAGACCAGAGAUCACUUCGCUGCCUCUUUUCCUGCCUGCCCUGAGCACCUUCGAUGCCUUGGUGUUGAGCUGGUUGGGGCUGCGCUGUCUGGCACGAGUCUAGAUGUGGAACCAAUUGCCCUGCCUUUCGGCUCGGGCUCUCCCUUCGUUUUCCUUCUCUCAAAGAACUUCGGGCUACUGCUAUGGAUCGGAUUCGAGGUGCAGACGAAGAAGCUGGACUCAUCUUUCACGCAGGAGGUGGUGGAGUUGGAGGACACGCCGGCGGGGACCCCAAAACCCCGAGAAAGCCUGCCGACACCAGCGCCACUCCUAUUGGCACUGGAGAUCCAGGAGGCUUUGGAAACCAGGAUUGCAGUGCCAACAGAGCUGGUGACAAAAGGGCCUUUGGUGCCAUCUCUGGACUUGGACUUGGAUUUUCGCCCAGGGGAUUUGAAAGCUUUGGAGGAUUUUUUUGUGGACUUGAGCUCUGCUUCUACCUUGGCCACCACCCAGAAAGCUCAGGGCAGUGUCUUCAAAUCGAUGGCCAGGCGCAUGCAACCGACCGCGCCCAGCACUGGAAGCCCUGCGGAGCUUCUACAGCGGGGCGUAUGCGGUACCCGCUACAUGGAGAGAUUUGGAUGCAGUGGCUCUGUUGGCAACCUGUUUUGGGCCAGGGUGUUCACUCAGCUGGCAGAUCAGCGUUGGGUGACGGUGGCUUCCGCUUUCAUCAAGGAAUUGGAUGUUGUGACCAGAGGCAAGAGCUUGCAGGUGGAGUUUCAAGCGGCCAAAAAGCCCAGAGCCUCUCCCACCCGCUCCAAGGCUAUGCAGGUGGAUUUUACGGUCCCGGACCGAUUUUGCAUGGCAUUUACGCCGCAGUUUUUCUUCCAUGCCACAGUCAAACCCAGUGUUGUGUACCACGGCCUUGCCCCUGCCUUUGCCUCCUUCGUUGGCUUCGUGUUGAAUGUUGCAGACGACCCGACUCGUGAUGUCGCUAUAUCAGGCGAGGGGGCCUUCCCCAAAUCCUCCUUUGGGUUUUGUCCGGAGGUCUCCUCAGUGAGCCUUUUGUGGGGCUGGCUGUGUGAAGCAGCAAUUUUUGCCUUCACUUGGGCUGGCAUUCUCCGAAUUGGUGAGUCUCUUCAAGCUCGCAGAAAAGACUUGGUUCUACCUGUGAAGAUGCCGCCCCAGGAGCCCAACACGCUUUGCUCCGAGUCAAGGAAGCGCUUGAGCGAUGUCUUGAGAGCUCUAGAAUUGCCCCAAGACGGUGAGAGAAAGGCGAGACAGUUUGACCUCUGGUCCUUACGAGCUGGCGGAGCCACCUGGCUCUUAGCCAGCUUGUGCGCAGCCGUGGCCGCUGGGCCACCACGCGCACGAUGGAGAUCUACCUUCAGGCGACUGAGCUGGUGCUGCGGAGCUUCGGCAGAGCAAUGCUGCCGUUUCGGCUUCGGAAAAGAGUUUGACUAUGACAAGACAUGCCGUUCAGCAGAACUUGACCUUCAAGUGCUCGAGGCAGCUGUCAGCGACGCGCAGCAGCUUCAAGGAAUUGAUGAAGAACUGCUGGCAGAGGCAGAGCAAGUUCUGGAAUUGGCAAAGUGCAUUGGAAUUGACGAGAAGCCAGAGGUGCUAAAAGAGCGCCUCUUUAACGCUGUCAACGAUGGUGAGCUUUCCGUCGCCCAAGCUUGUUUGGAUGCCAAUGCUGGGACCUCAUUGCAACUUUUCAUUGACGUGGUGGAUGAGGAUGGAAACACUCCACUCUCAGAAGCUGCAUGUUACGGUGAAAAUGAACUGGUCGAAUUCUUCUUGUCCAGGGGAGCUCACCCAGAUUCACGCAAUGAGCUAGGACGCACGCCGAUUUGGAGAGCGUGUUACAAUGGUCACUUCGAAGUCGUGAAGUUGCUGCUUGAAAAUGGGGCGGAUAAGUCAAUCGCAAGCAAUACUGGAGAUGCGCCUGGAAAGCAUGGAACUGCGGAAACGAAAGCCCUGAUUGCGGCAUGGGAUCCGGAGGAGACCGUGAAGCUGAAACAGGCGCGAAAUCUCGGAGGCUGGCAGCCCCAAAAGGAGAAGAAAGGCCGGGCGAAACCAGUUGUCCAGGCCGAGCUGACGCCGUUGCAAAAGAUGCUGCAAAGCGGAGAAGAACCGGCGUGGCCGCUGAAAGUGGGACUUCGUGAAUUGCCCCUGGCAUUGUCUGCCGCUCAUGACUUUGGGAAGGUGGGUUUGGUGGUGGCCAAUGGAUUAGAGGAAGUUGAACGAUACCUUCUCUACUCCUGUGAAGGGCUCAUUGAUGGAAAGCAGCUGAUUGGAGAAGUCUUUAUUAAGAAAAACCAAUCGCUGGAGGAAGCCAAGGAGAUGCUGCGAGAUUUGUUGCUGUCUUCUAUGGAAACGCAUGGUGUUGGCGUCUCUCUCCACAUUCGCAUGGGUGAUUCGGCAUGCGACCUCCAACGGUUCUGCGGCGACGGCAUGUUCCCCGCUGAAGUCUUUGGAGGUCCACAGCGCUGGAGCAACGAAGAGGUUCUUCGCCACUUUCCACAUAGCGGGAUAUCACUUCAAAAAGAUUUCCAACUAGUGAUUAGCACUCGCUUCAACCUAGAAGACUGCAGGCUUCAUUUGGCAGACAAGAUCCCAUACUUUGAGGAGCUGGCUUUCAUCGAAAUCGACCCGGAGUCCGUCAGCUGA